Messenger RNA from Phodopus roborovskii (desert hamster), 1974 nucleotides. RefSeq names its product inositol polyphosphate-1-phosphatase (gene Inpp1). The coding region runs from base 495 to 1688 and encodes 397 amino acids. Lineage: Eukaryota; Metazoa; Chordata; Mammalia; Rodentia; Cricetidae. Gene Ontology annotation, biological process: phosphatidylinositol phosphate biosynthetic process. The transcript has 6 exons. The record is from RefSeq and is a predicted model, not a curated record. Gene Ontology annotation, molecular function: inositol-1,4-bisphosphate 1-phosphatase activity.
UCUGGCAGGCGUGGGAUGCCCUCGCCCGCCCCAGAAGCCAGAGGCGUCACCGAGCCUUUCCACGCCACCAGCCCGAGGAAAGAGAGGGGGCGGGGACCUGGCAGCAACUAGGCUCAGGACUGGGAGCCAGGAGAGCAGGGCGCCUCCCCGCCUUCGCUGCGGUGACCUCCGCGGUCCUAACAGGCGCUCGCCCUCCGGUUGCGUCCGCCCCAGGACGCCGACGCCAAGUCCCCUCGCGACCACCUCCUGGAGUUGGCACUCCCUUCCUCCUCGCUUGCCCCUCCUCCGCCUCUUCCGUUUCUCAAGGAAAGGCUGUAGCCUCCUUCUGGGCUCCGCAUCCCCGCUUAGGUAAUCCUCUUUCCUGCUUACACCACCCCUCCCCUGUGUCUCCGCGCCAGCGUCUCCUCUGCGCAUCUGGGUCCCGGCAAGCGGCGCGCGCUCCAUCGCCUCCGGGGAGGGCAGCUGAGAGCCAGAGGGUGGGUGAGGCUUCAGAAAUGUCAGACAUCCUCCAGGAACUGCUCCGAGUCUCGGAGAAGGCUGCUAACAUCGCCCGGGCGUGCCGGCAGCAGGAAACCCUCUUCCAGCUGCUCAUCCAGGAGAAGAAAGACUCAGAGAAGAACAAGAAGUUUGCAGUAGAUUUCAAGACCCUGGCGGAUGUGCUGGUGCAGGAAGUUAUAAAACAGAACAUGGAGAAUAAGUUUCCAGGCUUGGGGAAAAGAAUUUUUGGAGAAGAAUCUAAUGAGUUUACAAAUGAUUUGGGAGAAAAGAUCAUUGUAGAACUGCAGUCCACGGAGGAGGAAACAGCAGAACUUCUCAGCAGAGUCCUUAAUGGCAACAUGCUGGCGUCCGAAGCGUUGGCUAAGGUGGUGCAUCAGGAUGUAGACUUAACUGACCCCACUCUGGAGGCCAUGGAGAUCAGCAUCCCACAGGACAUUCUGGGAAUUUGGGUGGAUCCCAUCGAUUCAACCUAUCAGUAUAUUAAAGGUUCUGCCAACGUGAAAUCCAGCCAAGGAGUUUUCCCCAGUGGGCUUCAGUGUGUGACCAUUUUAAUUGGCGUCUAUGAUGUACAGACAGGCAUGCCCCUGAUGGGAGUCAUCAACCAGCCUUUUGUGUCACAAAACCUAACUACUCUAAGGUGGAAGGGACAGUGCUACUGGGGCCUUUCUUACAUGGGGACCAACAUCCACUCCCUGCAGUCCUCCGUCUCUAAAGGGAGCAGUAGUGAAACCCACCCUGAAAACUUAGACCCGGAGUUCUCCCGCCCCUUUUCUGCAGUCAUCAGCACUAGCGAAAAAGAGACCAUCAAAGCCGCGCUGUCCCGAGUAUGUGAAGGUGGCGUCUUCUCCGCAGCUGGGGCUGGCUACAAGAGCCUCUGCGUAGUCCAAGGCCUGGUUGACAUUUACAUCUUCUCAGAGGACACCACAUACAAGUGGGACUCCUGUGCUGCUCAUGCCAUUCUGAGGGCCAUGGGUGGGGGCAUUGUAGACAUGAAAGAGUGCCUGGAGAAACGUCCCGAAACGGGGCUGGACUUGCCACAGUUGCUGUAUCACAUGGAGAACAGAGGUGCUUCUGGGGUGGAUCUCUGGGCCAACAAGGGAGGACUGAUUGCGUAUAGGUCCAGGCAUCGGCUGGACACCUUCCUGAGCUGCCUCAUCCAAAACCUCGGGCCAUUGAAGACAAAAACAUAGGAGUCCGACUGCAACUCGCGCUUUACUCGCGCUUAAGCUGAACUGAACCCCUUCCUGUUAUCUCUAUCUUUCAAAGAUAGUUUUGUCUUACUGGUUAACGUUCACCUUCCUUUUUUGAGGAACAUCUUCUCAUUAUGUGUUCAUAAUGUUAAUUUCAGUAAAUUAAUGACAUUCAUGUUACAACUAAGUUGGUAUAUGAUGUUCUUAUAGUGAACAUUGCUCUUUGUUCUGUUCAUGUUGGCUUGUGGAACCCUUCCAAUAAAAUACCAAGGGAAGAGUAAAAGUA